Messenger RNA from Meloidogyne enterolobii, 177 nucleotides. Lineage: Eukaryota; Metazoa; Nematoda; Chromadorea; Rhabditida; Meloidogynidae. The record is from the annotation of a GenBank genome assembly.
UUCCAAGUGGGAUAGCAUAUCGUAAAUGUGAUGCAAAUGAAUGGUAUAAAGAAGAAUUCCUUCCAAAUAAGGCAAAAAUGUCCGUUAGAGGAGAUGAGUCUUAUUCCACUUUAUACAAUCAGAUACAACAAGUGCAGAGGGGAAAUACCUCAAAGUAUUAUGACUAUUUACAAAUAA